Molecule: messenger RNA, 963 nt
Organism: Mya arenaria
Lineage: Eukaryota; Metazoa; Mollusca; Bivalvia; Myida; Myidae
Product: M-phase inducer phosphatase 1-like
Exons: 5
Coding region: 1-963 (320 amino acids)
Biological process (GO): positive regulation of G2/M transition of mitotic cell cycle; positive regulation of G2/MI transition of meiotic cell cycle; protein dephosphorylation
Cellular component (GO): nucleus; cytoplasm
Molecular function (GO): protein tyrosine phosphatase activity
Source: RefSeq, a predicted model, not a curated record
AUGCCAAUAAGAUUGAGAUUGUUCGAUGACGUCAUAUCCGGAUUCGGUGACGACUGCGGGGUUUCCGCUGCUGAACUCGAGGCCAUGUUGACGCCGAGAGGAAAGGGGAACAGAAUCUGCAUGAAAGACGAUCAUGGACUGAACACGCCUUUGUCGAUUGAAAUUCCCGCAAAACCGUUGAUGCGACGACGCGCUGCGUUUGACGUCAGACGCAGCAUCUUUUCCGAAAAGCGCAUUGCUGACGUAGACCUAACAGAGGAUUCACCGAUACAAGCAUUCAAAAAGGCCAAAGAUGUUUCGGGCAUAACUCCCGAAUGCAACGAACGUUUAACAAACGGGAUCAUCAGCGCGGUCGAAACGCUUGAAAUCGGAAAUGACAUGAUCGCUGACGGAUCAAGUAAAUACACACUUCCGACAAUGCCCGGAAAGCACAAAGACCUUACGUCCAUCUCACCGGAAGUGAUGGCUGAUGUAAUUCGUGGAUGCUUCAAUGACGUCAUUGGUGACGUCACCAUUGUGGAUUGCCGGUACCCGUACGAAUUCGAAGGCGGGCACAUCAGAUGGGCUGUAAACAUGUACACGAAAGAUGAGGUCAACAGCUUGCUUCAGAAACCAGUAGCUGACGACAAGCGUCACGUGCUGAUCUUCCACUGUGAAUUCUCAUCAGAAAGGGGGCCUAAAAUGUACCGGUUUCUUCGCGCACAAGACAGGAUGUUGAAUAGCAACAGGUAUCCGAGCCUUAACUUCCCGGAAGUGUACCUACUCCAUGGCGGAUACAAGGCCUUUUUCAACAAGUAUCAGGACCUGUGUGAUCCAAUCAGUUACAAACCCAUGUUACAUGAGAACCACGCAGCCGACCUACGUCACUUCCGGGUGAAGUCUAAAUCCUGGACAGGAGAUGACGGCAAUCAGAAAACAAGUAGACGCCACCGCAGUCGUCUAGGUCGCCAUCUUAGUUUUUGA